AUCGUGCCUCUCGUUCAGGGGCAUUUCGACUGAGGACGAGCGAGCGAGCGAGUGAGCACGCAGUCUCAGCGCUGCCAUUCGCCUCGCGCCUGCAGCUCAGGGAUGAGGAGACGAGGGUAGGACACGGCAGGGAACAGGGCGCGCGCUCGCCAUGCGCAGGUGACAGAUGCGGCGUCCUGCCAACAACAGACUGCUUCUCUCGAGCUUAAUAUCUGACCCCUCCGAGCUCCGAGACACCUGGCCAUAGAGGAACGGUUGGACUCUCUUUCUCUCUCUAUCUCUGGACUCUCACUUUGUGUUUGUAUUCUAUCUCUUUCUCUAUCUUAUUCUCCCUCUUUCUGGGGGUCCCGGCCGGGGAGUCCCUAAGAUGCUCCUCCACUGCCUUCACAACCGCUCAGCCUCCACUGCCCAUGCCCCUGCCUCUCCAGCCGCCGCCGUGGCUCCUGUUCGUGCCGGGAAGCCUCUCGGCGAUCUGCCGCAGCUGCUGCAUGCGCGUGCCCCCAAAGCUUCAUGGCUCCCUCAUUAGGGGUCCCCUCGCGAAACAGGUGUCAGGGAAGUGACGUGGGCAGGCCCGGAAGCCGGAGGUGGGCGCUCGAGAGAGCAAGAUGGCCGCGAAGUCCGACGGUCGGGGGGUCGUCACCGGCUUCGCCCAGCUGCACAACUUGGACGAGGUGGGCGCGGGCGGCUGCGGCGGGGACGACCCGCGCGCGGGCAGCUCCUUCCACAUCUGCCACUGCUGCAACACGUCGUCCUGCUACUGGGGCUGCCGGAGCGCCUGCCUGCACUACCUGCAGGGCAGGCAGCGGCGGGGGGGCGGCGGUGGAGGUGCUGGAGGUGGAGAAGGUGAGGAGGAUGGAGAGGAAGACGGCGCGCGCCAGCGGCGGCCCCCCGACGGCGAGGAGCGUCUGUGGCUGGACUGCUUGUGGAUCGUGCUGGCGCUGCUGGUCUUCUUCUGGGACGUGGGCACGGACGUGUGGCUGGCCGCCGACUACUACUCCAAGCGGGACUACCUCUGGGGCGGCCUCACGCUCUUCUUCGUGCUCGUGCCCUCCGUGCUCGUGCAGAUCCUCAGCUUCAGGUGGUUCGUGCAGGACUACACGGGGGGCGGCCUGGGCGCCGUGGAAGGGCUGAGCAGCGGGCGCCGGGCGGCGGCGGACUGGAGCGCCAAGGGCCGCUGCUGCCGGAUCUCCGUGUGGCUCUGGCAGGCGCUCAUCCACGUUCUUCAGAUGGGACAAGUGUGGAGGUAUAUCCGCACCAUGUACCUUGGCAUACAGAGUCGCAGGCGAAAGGAGAACCAGCGACGUUUCUACUGGGCUAUGAUGUACGAGUAUGCUGAUGUGAACAUGCUCCGACUCCUUGAGACCUUUCUGGAGAGUGCCCCACAGCUCGUACUUCAGCUCUGCAUCAUGAUCCAGAAGAACCGUGCCGAGACACUGCAGUGCAUGUCAGCUGUGGCCUCCCUCUUGUCCCUCUCUUGGGUGCUGGCCUCUUACCACAAGCUUCUGCGCGACUCUCGCGAUGACCAAAAGAGCAUGAGCUACCGAGGAGCUCUGGUGCAUCUCUUGUGGCGCCUUUUCACCAUUUCCUCGCGGGCGCUUUCCUUCGCGCUCUUCGCAUCAGUUUUCCACCUCUACUUUGGCAUUUUCGUGGUGCUGCACUGGUGUGCCAUGGCCUUCUGGGUGAUCCACGGUGGCACUGACUUCUGCAUGUCCAAGUGGGAGGAGGUGCUCUUCAACAUGGUGGUUGGCGUGGUCUACAUCUUCUGCUGGUUCAACGUCAAGGAGGGCAGGACCCGAUACCGCAUGGUGGCCUAUUACUCCCUGGUGCUGGUGGAGAACACCAUCCUGACUGCCCUGUGGUACGCCUACAGAGACCCAACUACCACCGACUCCUAUGCCGCCUCCAUCCUGUGCGGCGUCUUCCUGUGCUUCGCCUCGGGAGUGGCCUGCAUGAUCCUUUACUAUGGGGUCUUGCACCCCAUGGGGCCAAGGCUGAGGGUCUUGGCUAGUUCCUGUUGUGCUGAGCUCCUCUGGGGCCUUCCUUUGCCCCCCGAAGCUGAGCCUAUGGCCCCCACCCCAGGGCCCCGUGGCUCUCAAGCCACCCCUACCAGGGGCAUGGCUUCGGGGGACUACGGAGAAUUAGAGGAGGCUGCCACAGACACUUGUCUGCCUGUGUUCCAGGUGAGGUCCAUGGAACCCACAGACGAAGCAGGCAGGCCAAUUCGGCCCGAGGGGCCCCUCAUUAAAAUUGACAUGCCCAGGAAGCGCUACCCAGCCUGGGACGCGCACUUUGUAGACCGACGCCUACGGCGGACAAUAAAUAUCCUCCAGUACAUCAGCCCCAAUGCAGUGGGCAUCAGGUACAGGGAUGGGCCUCUCCUCUACGAGCUGCUCCAGUAUGAGUCCUCCCUAUAAAGGCAGUCUCUGCCAUCCUCUCUCUCUCUUUCUCUCUCUCUCUCUCUCUCUCUCUCUGUCUAGCUCUAUUUCUCUCUUCCUCUCUCAGAGUCUCCCUCUCAUUCAGUCUCUGCUCCACUUCUCUCCAUUUGGUGCUUAUUUUCCCUCUUUUUGAUUCAGUUACACUGUCAAGCUAUUAGAAUAUAUCUAAAGGUCUAAAAAGAGUUUAAACAGAGAAUUAACAUUUAUUUUCACAAAUACAAAGAAAAAAAAAACGUAUUGCCGAAAAGGAGUACAAAGUCACAAAUACAGUGUUUCCUAAACCUGGCCCUUGUUAUGGUGUGAGUGUUCUAAUGCUGUGUAUGUUUGAUGGUGUCCGUGUCCCUGUCAGCUCUGAGACGUGCUCUGAGAAGCCUCAUGGGAAUGAUGGAGGACCAUAAUACUCAUCAUCGUCUUUUGGGUUUCCAGUAACUAUUUUGUGCCUAUAUAAUUGUGAGUGAUUGUGAAGGAAGAAAAAGUUGACUAAAAAAUGAUCAACACAAUCUAAACAGUUUAAAAGCACAUUUAAGGUUUGUAAAUCAAAAGCACACAAUCAACCAGCAUGUUUUCCACAUCUCUUCUUCCUUUAAGUUGAUAAGAGGGCAAAUGUUCUAGAUAAUUGUAGGUUUCAAUGACAAAUUUUGCUUAACUUUCACCUUUUUUUAAUUAGCUUAACAUUUAACAAACUACUGUGUCUUGGAUUAUGGAUAUACAGAAUAUGCAAAGGUUUGGGGACCCCUGGUCAAAUGGAUCAUUUUGUUGAUUUUCUAAGUGAACAAAUCCUAUUCAGUGAACAAAUAUAAAUGUGCAAUUUUUUAGAUCCUUUUAGUGCACAAUAUCUGUUUACUUUCCAAUAUUCUAAAUUUGUACUUUAAACUGUGCGGAAGUGUUUUGUCAUUGUUUUUGCAUUUUGUUUUUCACUUCACAAAAUCAAUCAACAUGUCAUUUGACCAAAACAUGGCCAACAUAUUUGCAGAAGGCUGUAUGCUAGAUGUUUACAUGUAAGUGGAUUUAAUUCUUACAGUUGUGUGCAGAUGUUUGGGUAUCCUUGGACAAAUGUUUGUAUUAACUGACAAGUAGUAAACAUAGUCUCUAUAUGUGAUUACACAUAAAAAAUGUUCAGCAAAUCCUAAUGCUUCAUAUUCUCACAUAAUCAGAUAAAUCACAAAAAAAGAAAUCUAAAUCAUCAGCUUGGCCAAUGUAAACACCCCCUAGGUAUUAGACCUUGAUUUCUGAGUUGAGGUCUGAGGCAUGUCACCAUGCAAUUAGGAGCUGUCAACUGAAUCAAUUAUCCAAGCUUUAUAAAUUCCCUGACUCCUUUAGCAUGGGUCCUUUUAAGCAAAUGUUGAGUGUCAAAAGAUCUGAAAACAAAAGUAAUUGAUGCUGACAGGCAAAAGAAAGUUCUGAGAUGAAACUGCUCAUAUGCUGAUGAGACAGGGAAAUCCAAAUCCCCACAUUACUGCCAAGAAAGAGCAGAAAACUUUAGCUGAGUCAAGAGCAUGAUGCACAGUUUUGCUCUGCAGCAUUGCUUCCAAAAAUAUAAUCUUCAUAUAUUAGUCAUGAAAAGGAAACCUUACCUGCGACAUUGUCACAAAACCCAGUGUUUAAAAUAUGCUACAGAGCAUCUAAAUAAGCCAGGUGAUGUUGUUGAUUCCAACUGCAUUUUAAACUGUUUUUCAUUGAAAUCUGUCAAAUACAGAUGUUGUUUUACUAUUAAGGCCAAGGCUGUCUAAUAUUCUGCAUACAACUAAAUUCCAAUAAUUAAAUCUAAACAAAUCACCAUCCUCAAAUAACGAGUGAUGACAUGGUUCUCCAAUCGUUGUAUAGGUUUGGGCAAAUAACACUGCCAGAGGCAUUUUACUGAAUAAGAAGGCCUUAAGGUAUCCAUAUUAAAUGCCUUUACAUUUGUGUAUUUUUCAUAUUGUACCCAAUAGUAGAGUGACGUCUGCUGGUCUGAGUUUUAUGUGCGAGUGUUUACAUUUUGCCCAUUUAUUGCAUUUUUGUGUAAUUCUUUAUAAACAAUAGCACAAUAAUGAAAUAUUUUGCAUAUAUGGCUAAAGGCUUGUUAAAGAUGUGUAUUUUUUAUUUAAAACUAAUUCUAAUAAAUAAGUAGUUCCCAAAGAUUGGAAGGAUCAGGGUUUUUAGAAAACAAUGGAUACAAAUGGAAAACACCAACACCAACAACGUAUGAAAUAAUAAUAAUAAUAAUAAUAAUAAUAAUAAUAAUAAUAAUAAUAAUUUGUGUACUAUAAUUUAUUGUCAUAAUUGUUAGAAAUAAGUCGCACACGUUUCAUUCCUACCUUAUGGCUGACACAAAAAGUGAAAUUCUUGCAAAAUGUGGUGCUAACAUUAAUCUCUACGAAUCCUCCAUCAUUCCCUACUCAAUGAAGGUUCCAGCUCUAAUGACUUAAACUAAAAAAAAAAAAAAAACAUUUGUAAAUUAACUAUUAUCACUGUCAGUUUUUGACUAGAAGGUAUAUUCAUAUUAUUUUGAUGUGCAUUCAAAUAUUUACAAAUGAUUUAUCAGGUAAUUUCAGGUUACUUUACCUGAAAUGAAUCUGACUUUUCUUAAGAAUGCAUGCUAAGGCUGUGCACUUUGACGAGUAAUUGGGUCUCAGUAUAUAUGCCAGCCAAUGUGUGAGUUUCAAUGGUGCUUCUCUUUUUGCAAAAUAAUUGGAACAAAGCCCUGCCACAUUAUCAUCAAUUUCCAGUACGUAGACCAUUUUGCCUCUGAGAAAAACGUAAAACUGAGCUUGAAUGUGGUAUUAACAGAAAUUUUGAGGAUGUAAUAGGUUUGCCACAGGGACUGAUGUCAAUGCACAAAUAUUAGUCUCAGCCACAGAGUAAAAAAUCUUUUAUUUUCCUUUUCCUCCAAUAAUUCUUUUUAAAAACGUGCUAACAUGCAUCUUACCAAGUACAGCAAAUAUAAACAUGCCAAUUUACCACAAAAAAUGGAGACAUGGGCUACUACAGACCCCUUUGUGCCUGCUGUGAUCUCAGACUGUUUGUGGUAGGUGGGGUGAGGGGCUUUUGCCAGGGAUGGAAAAGAAUCAGUUCUAUUCCAUCUGUCUCUGGGUCUGGUGUCCAGUCAUUCGGCUCCAUCCUUGGUUGCUGCUUUGGCCCUUACACCCCUAUUACGUGAGUGUGAUUGGGAACAUUCUGAUACAGAGGUUAUAUCUGGAGACAGCAGCCUGGGUUCAUAAACUAGCCUAAGGGAUUGAAAAUCAUAUAGCACAGGGAACCGUUUGCAAUGUAUCAUAUUUUUCAGUAGUAUAUCUUCCAAAUCCUGUUGUUUUGAAUUUAUCUAUCAUGCACACUUCUAGACACAGAUACAUUUUUGGUCGGAGAUUAAAUUAUAAAUUUAGAGGCUGCACUCAACUGUAGUCUAAAAAAAGAAUAGUCUUAAAAAUAAAGAUUCCAAAGUGGGAAAAAAUCUUUAAUUAAGGCUAAACAGUAACAUUAUUUUUGAUAUUCAUCAUUCCAGUUCUCAGUGCCCCUCAAAUCUCAGCAAACAGAAACUGAACAAAAAUGUGGAUUCAUUGAAAUGUAACAUUCACAUGUUGAAAAGGCAUUGUUCCCAUUUGACACCUUUAUUUUUAAGAGUGUAGACCUGGUAUAGCUUGUGUAACUCAUAUGAUCUACCUUCCCCCAGACUGUCCCUAAGCUCUUAUGGUUGCUGUUAGGCCCACAGGUCUCUGCAGCUCUUCUAGGUGCUCAGCACAUCAUUGCACUGUUGUUUGCUGGGAUUUCACAACCCUCCUAUUGUAUGAUUCAUGAUGGUGUGAAUGAUUAAAUGGCCGCGAUGGUUGGAUGACUUGGCUGCCUGGCAUCUGAUAGUGUGUUCACACUUCAUGUAGGGUCUCAGUUACUACGGGAUUAACACUCUUCGAGGAGAGAGAUAAACAAUGAACCAGGUGCAAAUACACUGUGAUUCCUCUUUCCCUUGUUCCGCUUGUUCACUGCUGUUUCUGAAUGGAUUUGACAGGGAGAUUGGCGGGAGGAUGUGGCAUGCAGAAAUUCAGAAUACGUUUGUUUAGAUUACUGCCUUACAAGACAAUAAAUCACAGUCGAAUCGCUGUAUAUAUACAAUAAAUAGACACUGAAUUCAUAGACUAUUAGAUUUUCAAGCCCUUCACCGCAAUGAUUUAUGUACACCAAAAAGGGUGCGCAACAUCAGCCCUCUAAUAUUACACCUUUUGUGGUGCCUUGUUUCUCUGGGUGCUUCUAUCUAGCCAUGGCAGCCAGUACAGCAAACAACAAUGCCAGUGUCUCUUUCUCUUUUCAUACUACACACAGUACUGUAACCAAAAGAAUCAGCUUCAGCUUAAACCCACAAAUACAAUGGGUUCGAUGUAAUGACAUUCCUGUCUUUGGGCAAAACUAAAUUACCAGUGUGUUAUGAAUGCAAGGCAAUACUUAACAUCGACUUGAAUGUUGGGUUGUAUGUUUUUCUAGUUGGAAAAGAUGUACAGACAGCCUCAGUCUACUCCUUUUGGUUAAAAUUGGAUUCAAUAAGGGAUCACAAUGUCCGUCAUUCUACAGGGUUCUCUCAAGUAAUAGAACGACAGUGAUGAAGAAAUUUAGCAGUUUAUUUGAUGAGUGUUAAUGUAUUUCUGUCUAUGCCUUCCUCUGUCUUGCAAGAUGAAUGAUCUGUAGUGCCAACAAGUUAACCUUCUCUGUCUGCUGUUUGUCUCUGUGAACAAAAUGUCUAGCCAAAUGGAUUUAUGCCUGCAAAAAAAAAAAAGACAAAAACAAAAAAAAACUAAACUAUGUAGGAAAAUACGAAUAGGAGAAAUGUUGUUUGUAGACAAGGUGCUCACUGGAUCAAAUAUUUUAACCUGUAUCUGAGAUGGUAUUGGAAGCAUCGAAGGCCUGUAGUGCUGAAUCACUGACUGCCCUGACAUCACCCGGCUUCCUAGCAUGCCCACAGAAUGCAUCCAACGGUGACGCCUCCGAUAUGUUUGCAUGUUAGUUUUCUUCAGUGCAAUGUUUUGCCCAUUCCCUGGGUUCUUCGACAGCAUUGCAGAGUAGCAGCUCAUCUACUGCACUGGGUUUAGUUCUGACCUUCCUUGUACAUUUGUGUCACAACCAUCUGUAUUAAAACAGAGCCAAAAGUUCUUUAGAUUAAAAAAAAAAAAGAAGAAGAAGAAGAAAUCAAAUGGUGCAUUUCUGUUUCUUGAUCUGGUGCUUACACAUAUUCUAAAGGUGCUACCACACAAUGUGGACUGCAGGACCUGUGUUGUGGCUCUCAGAGCAAGGCCACCAUCUGAAGAACCCUGAUUCUUUAAGCUCACGGACUUUCUCAGCUCUGGAAGAACAAGCACCUCAACACAGUUUACAGCUGAACUUCAUUUUUUGAAAUACGGUGGCACUUAUUUUGUUCGCAACCUGCACAAAGAAACAACAGUGGAUAAAGAAUAUAUUGUAUAUUGGUUUUACCUUUUUGUAUUUUGGGUUGUCUCUGUUUUUGUAUCCUUACUUUGAAUAUGAUUUUUUUAUCUGCACUAUGGUUUCUCUUCAGAGAAAAAAAAAGUGAGAAAGAUGCAUCAAUUUGACAUUCAUCCAGUGGCAUAAAAGUAAUGCUGAUAAAAAGGAAUCACUAAAAAUAUAGAAGGUGAUUGCUGUGUUGUAUAUUCCUGUCAUCUCUAUGUCCUAAACCUGUGUGUAACUCUUCUGUUAUUGUUCUUGUAGAUCUGGCUGUAAUAUUACGUUGGAAAAUGAUCUUAUCAGUGGAUAUGGUUGUCAGAAGAAUUUGCUGCUGAUUUUAGAUUUGUUAUGAAUGCUGUUGGAGAUGGGCUUGAAUAAUACUGAUUCUAUUUUAGAUUGUGUUAGAUUGUCAAUGUAUCUGAUGAGUAUAUAAUGAUAUCCUGAAUUUAAAUGGGGGGUAUUUAAGAGAGUCGACACAGAAUUAUUUAGCCAAUUUUUGCUACAGUGUGCAGCAUUUUAUUUUUUUAUUCUCUGACUAUAUUAAUUUAUUAUGUUAAAAACAUAAACAAUGGUUUAUUUGAUGUUGUCAAAUAUAAAUGAAAGUAAAUUGUUUUGUUGAAUGGAUUUACUAUUUUUUUUUAAAGCAAAUUUGAUGUCCAGUAUUCUGGGAACAACAUCAACGAUGUUAAUAACAUACGGUGCUACAGUUGUUUUUCUGUUUGUUUGGUUUUUUUUUUUUCUUUUUUGUAUACUUUGAUUUUUAGAUUAAAAAAGGAAUAUUACAACAGAAGAAAAGAAAUAUACUUGUCAAGCCUUAUAGAUCAUGAUAUGAGACUGUUCAUCUCUUAAGACAGAAAAUGAAUAUAGUAUUUGAAAGUGAGUACAAAUAGCUAUACCAUAAAAUGUAUACUGUACACACAUGCACAGUUUGCCCAAUGACAGAUCAAAAGUGGUUAUAUACAGAUGUAUAUGUACAGAUGUGUAUGUGAAUGUACUGACAUGAUAGAGAUAGAUUUCCCAGAGUAACAAAUUGUUGUUUAAUAAAGAAUUAUUACAUUCUAUAA
Astyanax mexicanus (Mexican tetra) is the source of this 8923-nucleotide messenger RNA. It is a transcript of the gene xkr6b, whose product is annotated as XK, Kell blood group complex subunit-related family, member 6b. The coding region runs from base 606 to 2414 and encodes 602 amino acids. Gene Ontology annotation, cellular component: plasma membrane. Gene Ontology annotation, biological process: phosphatidylserine exposure on apoptotic cell surface; engulfment of apoptotic cell; apoptotic process involved in development. NCBI's taxonomy places the organism in Eukaryota, Metazoa, Chordata, Actinopteri, Characiformes, Acestrorhamphidae. The transcript is spliced from 3 exons. The record is from RefSeq and is a predicted model, not a curated record.